CUCCAACACAUCUAGAAAACCCACAACUGAGCAAUGGCAAAAUUAGUGGAGUGUGUCCCCAAUUUCUCUGAAGGUAACAACAAAGAGGUGAUAGAGGCGAUCGGCCAGGCCAUCUCUCAGACAAAGGGCUGCGUGCUCCUGGACACAGAUGCAGGCCCUUCCACCAAUCGGACGGUUUACACUUUUGUGGGGAGUCCCGAAGCUGUUGUAGAGGGCGCCUUGAACGCAGCCAGAACAGCCUUUCAGCUCAUUGACAUGGCAAAACAUAAAGGUGAACAUCCUCGGAUGGGAGCCCUGGAUGUUUGCCCAUUCAUCCCAGUGAGGAACGUUGCUAUGGAAGAAUGUAUUCACUCUGCCAAUCUCUUUGGAAAGCGGUUAGCAGAUGAACUGCAUGUGCCUGUGUAUCUGUAUGGCGAAGCAGCACUGAAGGAAAGCAGACGCUCUUUACCAGCCAUCCGAGCAGGAGAGUAUGAAGGCCUCCCCAAGAAACUCAGAGAGGAAGAAUGGAUUCCUGAUUUUGGUCCUGCAACCUUUGUUCCAAGAUGGGGAGUGACAGUAACAGGUGCACGGAAAUUCCUCAUAGCGUAUAAUGUCAAUUUGCUGUGCACAAAGGAGCUGGCACACCGGAUAGCACUUAAUAUUCGGGAGCAGGGCCGUGACAAGGACCAGCCUGGGCGAUUGAAGCAGGUGCAAGGCAUAGGCUGGUAUUUGGAGGAGGAAAAUAUUGCUCAAGUUUCUACAAAUGUGUUGGAUUUUGAAACUACUCCCCUUUACAUGGUUUAUGAGGAGGUCUGUAGUGAUGCCAAGAAAUUAAAUCUGCCAGUGGUGGGAUCUCAGCUUGUGGGUCUAGUUCCCAAGAAGGCCAUGUUGGAUGCAGCAGAAUUUUAUAUUAAGAAAGAAAAUCUAUUCAUCUUUGAGGAAGAUCAUAAAGUCAGACUGGUUAUCAACCGCUUGGGCCUAGAUUCUUUGUCUCCAUUCAAUCCCAAGGAGCGCAUAAUUGAGAACAUGAUACAGGAGAGCAAAGAGAGUGGAAACCUGUUAUUGUUGCCCCUUCACACAUUCGUGCAGAAAGUUGGUGCAAGAUCAGCUGCUCCUGGAGGAGGAUCAGUAUCAGCCACAAUAUCAUCUUUGGGGGCAGCUCUGGGCUGCAUGGUGGGGUUGAUGACCUAUGGAAAGCGUCAGUUUGAGGAACUAGACUCAGUUAUGAGGCACCUAAUCCCUCCAUUCCAUCAGGCCAUGAAUGAACUAGCAGUCAUGGUGGACACAGAUGCCUUAGCUUUCAGCACUUACAUGGAUGCUAUGAAGCUUCCUAGGAACACACCUGAGGAAAAAGAGAGGAGAACAGUAGCCAUGCAGCUACAGCUGAAAAAUGCAGUUGGCAUCCCCUUUUCUGUGGCAGAAAAAGUUGACUCCUUGUGGCCUUUUCUAAAAGGAAUGGCUCAGCAUGGAAACUUAGCCUGCAAGUCAGAUAUUCAGGUGGCAGCUAAAGCUUUAGAAGCUGGUGUGUUUGGUGCUUAUUUCAAUGUUGUCACCAACCUGAAAGAUAUAACAGAUGAAGGUUUUAAGCAAGAGGUGCAUGGGAAAAUCUCCCAUUUCUUGGAAGAAGCCAAGAAAAGUACAGCAUUUGUGCUGGAGCAGCUGGAGAAGCGGACAAUUUGAAACUAUUGCUCAUCUGACAACAGAUCAUUAUAUAAAAGGCAUCUGUGCGCUGAUGUACUAUCAGUAUUAUGUCGCAGUGAUCCUAUAUAUGGUCAUCCUAUUUUUGCAUUGUAAUUAUAAUACUGGUCCUUUGGUGGAAUGUAGUCACAACAGUCUUCUUUUGUGGGAGUUGUAUUAGCAAGUAUCAAAUAAAGCUGUA
Varanus komodoensis (Komodo dragon) is the source of this 1858-nucleotide messenger RNA. It is a transcript of the gene FTCD, whose product is annotated as formimidoyltransferase cyclodeaminase. Gene Ontology annotation, molecular function: folic acid binding; transferase activity. Lineage: Eukaryota; Metazoa; Chordata; Lepidosauria; Squamata; Varanidae. The record is from RefSeq and is a predicted model, not a curated record. The transcript is spliced from 14 exons. Bases 34 to 1659 code for a protein of 541 amino acids.